This is a messenger RNA of Rhineura floridana, 2969 nucleotides long. It is a transcript of the gene CHST15, whose product is annotated as carbohydrate sulfotransferase 15. The record is from RefSeq and is a predicted model, not a curated record. The transcript is spliced from 8 exons. Gene Ontology annotation, molecular function: N-acetylgalactosamine 4-sulfate 6-O-sulfotransferase activity. Gene Ontology annotation, biological process: hexose biosynthetic process. Lineage: Eukaryota; Metazoa; Chordata; Lepidosauria; Squamata; Rhineuridae. The coding region runs from base 937 to 2610 and encodes 557 amino acids.
UGCCCUUUGGGGACUCGAGAGCAGCUGCAGCGGGCUCGGAAAGUACCAGCCCGCAGCUUUGGGUUGGGCUGUCUUGGCUCGUGGCAAUCGACGCUGCCGGUGACUGGCUGAAACGGCUUCAUUCUUUCAUUCAGCCCCGAAAGAGAGUAAGGAAAAGCAGCACCAGCCGCGGCCGUCGCCUCCACUCUCACCGUAACGCCAGACAAUUUGCUUCGCCAGUUUGCUGAGGGAGGCGGCAGGUCAGAGAGGCACCACGCCUCCCUCUCACCCCCCUCCCGCUUUCUCUCCCCGCCCCUCCCAGCUGCCCGGUGUGUGUGGCGCAGAGCCGGGCUUCGGAACAAACGAGCGUCUGGAGGCACGACAGCACCGCCGCGAGUCGGAGCCGAGGCUUGGCUGAGCUGACUGAGAAGGAAACUCGACCGUCCCCAUCCCAGCCCCUGGGCAGGAAAGUGUGAGGAGAAGGGGAAAAGAAAGCAAGCGGGGCUAUACAACAGAAUACUCCAAAAUGAUUAUAAAGAUGAAGAUCUCUGAACCAUUUCUCUAUCUUGGAAUCUACAUUUUACAGGAAUAUAUUUAAUUCUCAAGAGGAAUCUACUUUCUCACAUACUUCAGUGUCUUUACUUGUGAUGAAAUCCAAGGACAAUGAGCUUAUUUUGUUUUUUGUGUCUCUUCACUCUGUACAGUGAAAUCCCAUUCUCAUUUUGUUCAAUGGGAAAAACCUGAGCUAGUUCUUUAGGCUUUUUAAGGGGAUAAAAAUAAUAUUCUGUAUGUCCAGAUCAGGUAUAACACUACCAUAUCAGUUUCAGUAGUUGCUACCUAUUUUGAUUAGUAAUUUUUUAAAAACAACCUGAUCACUCAAGAAUACUUGAUUGCUUGUAAAAAUGACUUUAAUCCAUUUGAAAUGGCUUCUUGUACCAAUACUUUAGUGGUAAUACUAUGAAGCAUUGCAUUCAGUGUUGCAUGGCAUUGUUACCAAAUGACUUGCACAGACGGUGUUUCAAGUGCCGACAGCCAAGUCACAAUAGUCAAAGGUGUUCUCUGUGCAGAGGAGAAAAUAAAGUUCUGUUGCACGUGGAUAGCAAACAGAUGAACUUGCUUGCAGUGUUAGAAGUGAGGACUGAUCACAGUGAAAGCUGGACUGGAUUGUUUUGCUUGAAAAAAGGGAAACUAUGCAGUUUAAUUUUUGGAGUAUUAAUAAUGAUGCUAGUGACAGCAUCAUAUAUACUGACUGGAGCUAAACAUGGCCUCUUGCUGAUGCAGCCAGCACUCCAUUAUGGAGCUUUUACUAACAAUUCAGACUUAAUGGACAAUGAAAGCCUCUGUGAUAUGAAAGACCAUUACCAAACAUCUAAAAUGAAUAUUUCAUAUUCAAAGGAUUAUCCAAGCAUUAAAUUAAUUAUUGAUACAAUUGCUACAAACAUUGAGUUCAUAACCAGACAUCUUCCAGAUUUAGAGGAUUUGAAGAAACAAGAGAUGCAUAUGUUCUCAGUAAUUCCUGACAAGUUUCUUCCAAACAGCAAGAAUCCCUGUUGGUACGAAGAAUACAAAGGAAAUACUACUAGAGAUCCUUAUGCUACAAACUCUUAUGCAUUGUAUUCUAAACGUUUUCGGGCAAUAUUUGAUUACCUUAGAAAGGUGUUUUGGAACCAUUUGUAUCACUACAAGGACAAACACUAUCGGCUUCGCUGUCUUCCCCACUUUUACAUCAUAGGCCAGCCAAAGUGUGGAACAACAGACCUUUAUGAUAGGCUCAGGUUACAUCCUGAUGUGAGAUUCUCAGCAAUUAAAGAGCCUCACUGGUGGACAAGAAAGCGGUUUGGGAUAAUUCGUCUGAGGGAUGGAUUUCAUGAUCGCUAUCCUGUGGAAGAUUACCUGGAUCUGUUUGACUUGGCUGCUCAUCAGAUUCAGAGUGUGCUGCAGGGAGACACUGCAAAAGGCUCUAACAACAUAAUUAUUGGAGAGGCAAGUGCUUCAACAAUGUGGGAUAACAACGCUUGGAUUUUCUUCUAUGACAACAGUACAGAAGGAGAGCCUCCAUUUUUAAUACAGGACUUUAUCCAUGCCUUCCAGCCAAAUGCAAAGCUGAUUAUUAUGCUUAGGGAUCCUGUUGAAAGAUUGUAUUCUGAUUAUCUUUAUUUUGCAAAUUCUAACAAAUCUGUAGAAGACUUCCAUGAAAAAGUGGCUGAAUCACUGCAGCUCUUUGAAAAUUGCCUGGUAGAUUACUCCUUGAGAACCUGUAUCUACAACAACACUCUUAAUAAUGCCAUGCCAGUAAGGCUACAAGUUGGUCUGUAUGCUGUUUUCCUCCUGGACUGGCUGACAGUUUUUAAUAAAGAUCAAAUAUUAGUUCUCCGCUUGGAGGAUCAUGCAUCCAAUGUUAAGUUUACUAUGCACAUGGUGUUCCAGUUUCUGGAUUUAGGUGCUCUAAGUGAAAAAGAAGAAGCUUUAAUUACCAAAAGUCCAGCAUCAAACACUAGAAGGCCUGAAGAUCGCAAUUUGGGUCCUAUGUUACCAGUCACAAAGGAAAUUUUACGAGAUUUCUAUCAGCCUUUUAACACAAAAUUGGCUCAAGUUCUUUCUGAUGAAGCUUUUUUAUGGAAAAAGUCCUGAUCGGUUCUAGUCCCACAAAUGCAGUGCUUAGGUUUUCUUGGUUUUUUUUUUUUUUAAACUGUUUUCAGGUGCAAGUAAUUGCCCGUUCUGAAAUCAAGAAAGCCUAUUGCAGUUAAAUCUUUAUCCCCAUGUUUAAGCAUACAAUAUGUCAAAGAAAUGAUAUCAGAUUUGCCAUAGAAGAACAUACAGCUCUGUCAAUCUCUUUUGUAACUUUUCUCUCUCUCAGCAAAAGACAGUGUGCAAAUAGAUUUGAUACGAAGCAAUCUUACAUUCUCUGGUUAUGGUUUUUUAAACAUCAUUUUAAAGCUAAUACAAUACAGAAAUUAGCUCUAGUCACCUAAAAAUGCAAAAUCAUUAUC